AUGAAUUGUUCUGAACCUGAAUUCCUCGAAAUAAGACAAAGAUCAUGUUUUCAAAUUAAUGAUGGAAAUUUCGUUGUGAAGAUUGGGUUAUUAAGUAAUUUAAAUUUUCUAUUAGAUUUCUUGAAACAAAAGCAACAAAAAUUAGCUAUGAAAAAUGAUUCUUUAGAAGCAGAUUCUAUUUAUCCUGGUUUACCAUAUGAAUUUGUCAACAAGCAUCCGUUAUUAAAAAUUUUUAUUGAUUGGUAUCUAUCAGUUGAUCAAGCUGGUACAUAUUAUGAUGAUAAGUAUGAAUUUUUAAAAGAUUUUAUUAAUACUAUUAUUCAUAAUAUGAUUAAACCAAAUGCUGAUCCAAAAUAUUUACGCGCUAUGCGUUUGGUUAGUGGAUUCUUUGGUUCUAUCCCUAAUUUUCAAAUUCAUGAACAUCCACAAGCUUUUAAAAUACAAAUAAAAUCACAAUGGCCUUGGUUUUAUUUACGUAAAGAACAACUUUUGUUGUUUCUUCAAGAUGCCACGCAUUUAGUCACUAAAUGGCGAAAUCGUUUAUUAUCCUCGACAGCUGAAUUACGUAUUGGUAGUAAAAGUAUAUCAGUCGACCACUUAUAUGAUAUUAUUAGUAAUCCAGCAUUUACUAAAUUCGAGUUUUGUUUAACAAAAUCCGACAUUAACCCUAAAGAUCGCCAAAAUUUUAGCUCGUGUCUGAAAUUAACAUUUGAUGAUAAUCUUCAAAUUUUAAGCGGGAAUAAACAGUUACCACCACAUGCAUUAAAUAUUGAUGUUUUUAACUCACAAGCUUGUAAAUCUAUAUUUAGAAAUACAAGUGCAUUAAGCGGAAUUUACUCAACUGUCGUUAAUUUUACUGUACAUGGUUUUUUACAAAGAGCUCAAAAAUUAUCAUUGCUCAAUGAUAUUAAAUAUAAGCAAUUGCAUGAUCCAUCAGUUGACAAAUUAAUCUUUUCUGUUCAUUAUAAGCAUCGAAAUGAUCGGCAAUCAUUAUCCACACAAUGUCAGAAUGAAAUCGAUCAAUUAGAUGUUGAACAGGUCAUAGCUGAUACACAUGAUGAAGCUGUUGAUAUAUUUGAUGACUUAGAAGUGUUAGACUUACUACAACAACAACAUGUUCUGGAUUUAAAGCCAUUAAGUGAAUAUGUAUUCGGGCACUUAAAUGUAAAUUCUAAGAUGUACAACUAUUCAUCUCAAGUAGAUAUUGUUGACAAUGAAGAGUUUGAAUUAGCUACAGAUGAUGAUGACGAAGUAAUAAACGAUAUCUACAAUGAUGAUUAUAAUUGUGACGAUUCGUGUUCGGAUAAUGAUCAUUCUGAUAAUGAUGAACAAGAUGUUACCACCGAAUUCAUCACUACGACGAAGAAAGACUUUUCUGGAAUAAAAGUCGGUGAUACAAUAAAACCUGUCAUCCAAAAUAGUUAUUUUAAAGUUUCAAUCAACAACCAAACAAAAUAUUUGCACAAACAAUCUGCUUGUUGGUUACUAACAGAUGAAAAAAGUAGACUUUCAAGUGAUAGAUUACUGCGGGUGAUGCAGAAUAAGAAGAAAGAAUAA
Rotaria sordida is the source of this 1557-nucleotide messenger RNA. The record is from the annotation of a GenBank genome assembly. Lineage: Eukaryota; Metazoa; Rotifera; Eurotatoria; Philodinida; Philodinidae.